Messenger RNA from Equus caballus (horse), 3687 nucleotides. NCBI's taxonomy places the organism in Eukaryota, Metazoa, Chordata, Mammalia, Perissodactyla, Equidae. The record is from RefSeq and is a predicted model, not a curated record.
GCGUGGGUGUGGACAGUGGGGCCCUGGCAGCACUGGGUCCUACCUGGUAACAUCCAGGGCCUCAUGACAAGCACCUCUGACACCCGACCAGGACUUGGCCCCAGAGAACUGGAGCUGCCUCCGGCUAACCACUCCCCAGGGUACAGGUCAAGUCCUUCCCAAGACCAGGGUCAUGGUCAUUUGAGGGCUCUGGGCAUUGACACCAGCCCCUACUCCCAGCAGAAGGCAGUCAUGUCCACUGAGCAGGUCUGCAGAGGUUGGUCUCCUCUCUCGGGACCACCCCUAGAGCCAGGUGUGGAUCCCCAGUGCAGCCAUGGCCUGGUCACUGAGGGUGGCCUGUGUGGCCAUGCUUCCAGCAUCCCCUGUGGAAGCACCGGGCCUGGCAGUGGGCAGCCCGCGCACGCUGCAUGCCAUCCCCCAGGCACAGCUGGGGAGGUGCUGUUGGCCUGGCUGAGAGGCUCCUUUGCUGUAGUCAGAGGAGAUCAGGAGCCUGCUGGGCUGGGGUGGGCACCCAGAGGACCUCCCCUGUCUCCUGUGCUGUCGCCGAUGUCUCCUUGACACUCCCCACAUAUGUGGAGGGAGGCACAUGCUUUACCUCCCAGCUGCCCACUGGCCAGAGUGGUGGGGCGGUCAGCUGUCUGGGCACCUCUGGCCGAGCCUGUUUUCCUUAUUCCUCUCUUUCCCACAUGCUGAGCCGUCCCCUGGGCCUGGCUGUGCUCCGAGCUCUGGGGACAGCCCUCACAGUGGGCACCUGGCUCACUGGGAGGCAGCAGAUGUGGAGUGACCGCACACACAGGCUGUGCUGUGUGGGGGGGGCCCGGGGGACCUGCCCAGCCUGGCAUCAGAGAAGGUCCCCUGGAGGGAUGCAGUCAGCAGACUCAGGCCCAGAGUGUGGAGGACACUGACCUGCUGGGCCAGCUGUCCCAGGUUGGGAGCUGGGACCCUGUCCGGCAGACCACAGCCAGGGUAAUGCUGAGUCCCCGCCAGGGCCUCCCAAGGAUCCCGUUGAGGGGCAUCUUCCAGGGGGCAAAGGUGGUACGGGGCCCCGACUGGGAGUGGGGCUCACAGGACGGAGGGGAAGGGAAGCCAGGCCGAGUGGUGGACAUCCGUGGCUGGGAUGUGGAGACGGGCCGGAGUGUGGCCAGUGUGACGUGGGCCGAUGGCACCACCAAUGUGUACCGCGUGGGCCACAAGGGCAAAGUGGACCUCAAGUGUGUGGGCGAGGCGGCCGGCGGCUUCUACUACAAGGAGCACCUCCCAAGGCUCGGCAAGCCAGCAGAGCUGCAGCGCAGGGUGAGUGUGGACGGCCAGCCCUUCCAGCACGGGGACAAGGUUAAGUGUCUGCUGGACCCAGACAUCCUGAGGGAGAUGCAGGAAGGCCACGGCGGGUGGAACCCCAGGAUGGCGGAGUUUAUCGGACAGACGGGCACCGUGCACCGCAUCACGGACUGUGGGGACGUGCGUGUCCAGUUCAGCCAUGAGACCCGCUGGACCUUCCAUCCUGGGGCUCUCACCAAGCACAACUCCUUCUGGGUGGGCGAUGUGGUGCGGGUCAUCGACGACCUUGACACAGUGAAGCGGCUGCAGGCUGGGCACGGGGAGUGGACAGAUGACAUGGCCCCUGCCCUGGGCCGCGUUGGAAAAGUGGUGAAGGUUUUCGGAGAUGGGAACCUGCGUGUGGCAGUCGGUGGUCAGCUGUGGACCUUCAGCCCCUCCUGCCUGCUGGCCUACCGGCCUGAGGAGGAUGCCAACCUGGACGUGGCUGAGCGUGCCAGGGAGAACAAAAGUGCGGGCACCCAGCUCAGGCAGCCAGUGGGAGGUGGGCUGCUCCCGACCACCACUUCACCUUACCCCUGCCCCCCAGGCUCCCUGAGUGUUGCACUGGACAAGCUUCGAGCCCAGAAAAGUGACCCAGAGCACCCAGGGAGGCUGGUCGUGGAGGUGGCCCUGGGCAACAUGGCCCGGUCUCUGGACCUGCUUCGGAGGCACCCAGAGCAGGUGGACACCAAGAACCAGGGCAGGACUGCCCUGCUGGUGGCGGCCUACCUAGGUCAGGUGGAACUGCUGCGGCUGCUGCUGAAGGCACGGGCGGAUGUGGACCUGCCUGAUGACGAGGGCAACACGGCGCUGCACUAUGCAGCCCUGGGGAACCAGCCUGAGGCUGCCCGGGUGCUCCUGAGCUCAGGGUGCGGGGCCAACGCUCUUAAUGGCACCCGGAGUGCAGCACUGCAUGUGGCCGUGCAGAGGGGCUUCCUGGAGGUGGUGAGGGUCCUGUGUGAGCACGGCUGUGACGUCAACCUGCCUGAUGCCCAUGCUGACACGCCCUUGCACUGUGCCAUCUCAGUGGGUGCCGGUGCCAGCGGCAUUGUGGAGAUCCUCACCGAGGUGCCAGCCAUCGACGUCACUGCCACCAACAGCCAGGGCUUCACCUUGCUGCACCAUGCGUCUCUCAAGGGCCACACGCUAGCCGUCAGGAGGAUUCUGGCACGGGCACGGCAGCUGGUAGAUGCCAAAAAGGAGGAUGGCUUUACAGCAUUGCACCUGGCUGCCCUCAACAACCACCGGGAGGUGGCCCAGAUUCUCAUCCGAGAGGGCCGCUGUGAUGUGAAUGUUCGAAACCGUAAGCUCCAGUCUGCACUGCACCUGGCCGUGCAGCAGGCCCACGUGGGGCUGGUGCCGCUGCUGGUGGACGCUGGCUGCAGCGUCAAUGCCGAGGACGAGGAGGGGGACACAGCCCUGCACGUGGCACUGCAACGUCAUCAACUGCUGCCCUUAGCAGCUGAUGGGGCCGGGGGGGACCCGGGGCCCUUACAGCUGCUGUCCAGGGUGAGGACGUGUGGCUCUGGGUGCUGGAGAGGUGGGCUGUGGUGUCUAGCUGUCAGCUCAGGGCAGAGCCUGAGCAAACGUCGGCCUCCACCUUUGCUACAGGCCUCAGGCCUGCCGGGCAGCGCGGAGCUGACGGUGGGCGCGGCGAUGGCCUGCUUCUUGGCGCUGGAGGGCGCCGAUGUGAGCUACUCCAACCACCGCGGCCGGAGCCCGCUGGACCUGGCCGUCGAGGGUCGCGUGCUCAAGGCCCUGCAGGGCUGCGCCCAGCGCUGCCGGGAGCGGCAGGCAGGCGGCCCCGGGGGCGCGGCCCCGGGCCCGAGGCUGGCGCUCAGCACGCCCAACACCGUGACGAACCUGCACGUGGCCCCGCCGUCGGGGCCCGAGGCCGCCGAGUGCCUGGUGUGCUCGGAGCUGGCGCUGCUGGUGCUGUUCUCGCCGUGCCAGCACCGCACCGUGUGCGAGGAGUGCGCGCGCAGAAUGAAGAAGUGCAUCAGGUGCCAGGCGGUCAUCGGCAAGAAGCUACGCCCAGACGGCACGGAGGUGGCCAGCGCGGCCUCCGCGCCCGGCCCGCCGCGGCAGCUGGUGGAGGAGCUGCAGAGCCGCUAUCGGCAAAUGGAGGAGCGCAUCACCUGCCCCAUCUGCAUCGACAGCCACAUCCGCCUCGUGUUCCAGUGCGGCCACGGCGCGUGCGCGCCCUGCGGCGCCGCGCUCAGCGCCUGCCCCAUCUGCCGCCAGCCCAUCCGCGACCGCAUCCAGAUCUUCGUGUAGCCUGGCCGCGCCCCGUCUCGCUCCGGAGCCGCGUCCCGCGUUCUUCUUCGCAAGCUGCUCCCCCCCCCGUGUUUUAUAAAAAGAUUCUCGGAC